AUGCCGGUCGCGCAAGUAUUUUUGUACAGCAUAGAGCUGAGAAAGGGAUCUUCCAAUAUCAGAUUACAUGACUUCUCGUCCGUCCUCAAUCGGUUAGAUGAUGUGGACCGGUCGCUGGCGCAUUUGUCGCAGCAAGUCGAGUCCUUGGCAGCAAAUCGCACCCAGGCCGCAUUGCCGCUUACUUUGUCCACUACUGAUGAUCAGAAUGGCCCGGAGAUAGGCAGAGAUGAACGACCAUCCACGGAUGUGACCUCGAAUUCGUUUCUUUUGAGCGAGGGGUAUGGCGAGCGUCUGUAUGGCUACCCCGCUGCAUUGUGCCUGUUUCGCGCCUCCCAGAAGCUGCUGGCAGCAGGCUUGAAUGCCAAAUCCCCGCCAUUGCAUGGUCCGCUAGCAGAGAGUUUGACCAAUACCGCCUUACGGCCCUCGCUGAUGCGACAUUGCGAGAAGUUUCCUUUUCAAAAGAGGUGUACCGAACAGCCGAUUACCGCUGACCAAGGACCCAUCACGUCGCCUCCGCAGGAUGUCGUGUAUUCUAUACUAGAUCGCUUCAUGAACCACGUCAACCUCCAUGUCCCCGUAUUCGAGGCUGAUAUACUAUAUGACACCAUUCCGGAUUGUUAUCAAUCCAAUGGUCCGCCCGUUCAGGCAGCAUGGAUGGUGUGUUUAAACUGUAUCGUCUUGCUGACCUUGCAUCUUGACGCCGGUGUGGUCCGACGAUCUGGCAUCCAGGUGAAUGCCUGGAGCAAGCAUUCCGAAGUAAUUGACGACUCCUUGAAAAACUGUCAUCGUGCCUUGGCAGACUUGGAUGCUUUGCUACAGCCUACUAUUGUCAACAUUCAGGCGCUCAUCAUGCUGGCAUUAGUGGCGCGAGAAUUCUUUAUUAACACGAUAUUCGAGAAGGUCUGUUCUGCAGCCUGUAAACUAGCACAAUCUAUGGGUCUCCACCGAUCCGUUGGGAUAGUGGAUGAUAGGGCGCUGGAAGCCCGCCAGCGACUCUUCUGGAUCGUGUACAGCAUGGAUAAAACCCGUGUCUUCCUCGGUGGACAUCCUCCCGAUCUGUAUCUGUUUAAUACGGAGUUCCAACCCCGCCUGUCCGCCCCGGAGAUGUCUGUCGAGUCACAACUCCGCUCCGCCGCGGCACAUAUAAUGACUGUCUGGGAGGAAAUCUACAUUGGAUUAUACUCGGUGAGAGCAGUCAGAAUGGGGGCAGAACAUAGACAUAACCAGGUGGAUCGGCUGGACCAUCUAUGUGACAAGUACCUACCUCUGGUUCCAUCGCAGGUAUCCCGCGACCCCGGUCUGCGCCUGAUGCAACUAGAGAUCACUUACUGCUAUCAUGUCAGCAAAAUUCUGAUUCACCGCUGUCAUCGGACGACAGAGGAGUGGCAGACAACCCAUGAACAUGCCGUGUUCGCUCUUCAGACCAUCACUGAUGUUUUCGAGGGGCCUGUGACACCAGGCAGCUGCGUGGUCCUGAGCCGAAUUUUCCAGAACUACCCGCUCGUUGCCUUUCAUGACCUUUGUGUGCGAUACCUGGCUGGAGACGGCUCGGACGAUGUAGCGGCUAUAGUCCCGCGGCUGAUCAACGUCCGCCGCCAGUUAAGCUCCUUAGCACAUCAAGACAUACGAAGUGCAUAUAUCACGAAACUACAUCUAGGCGUUGCUUGGUGCAUCGACUUAAUAAGCAUGAUUACCAACUCGAAUCAGACCUUGGAGCUAACAGCAUGCCUGUUGACCCCGUCGACCAGUACCGAUAUGGGGGAUUCUUGUCCAUCUGCGUCGGCCGAGCAUGACUCUAAAACUUACUGGCUGGGUGCUGGUAAUACGCUGACCCAGGAGCAAGCAGCUAUUUUCGAGACAUUUGAUUCACCUGAUUUCUUCUUUGACCAGGCACUUUUUGAAGCUCUGCUCCCAGAAGGACAUUUCACGACGUAG
This is a messenger RNA of Penicillium macrosclerotiorum, 1935 nucleotides long. RefSeq names its product fungal specific transcription factor domain-containing protein. The record is from RefSeq and is a predicted model, not a curated record. The transcript has 4 exons. Gene Ontology annotation, molecular function: zinc ion binding; DNA binding. The coding region runs from base 1 to 1935 and encodes 644 amino acids. Gene Ontology annotation, biological process: DNA-templated transcription. Lineage: Eukaryota; Fungi; Ascomycota; Eurotiomycetes; Eurotiales; Aspergillaceae.